AGAAAAUCCAGAUACUAACAUUAUCCUUUUUUGUAGAGAGAGAAAUAUACAGACAGUGAAGUUCUAGAGAGAGAGAGAGAUGGCCUGAUAUAGCUUUCAAAGCCUCAGAUUAUCCUCACAAUCACAGUUUUGAGAAACAAUGGCAAUCGGCUCGCUUAUCUCCAAUCGGAAUUUGGGGUCUUUUAUCGAUUCAGGGCAAUUUUAUAAAAGGGAACAUGCUAUAGGAUAUCACCGAGGAGAAUGGUCAGGCUAUGCUGCUGUACAGUAUGUCCACACAACGAUGUUCCACAAGAGUUUAUGUGUUCAAAGGAAAAGCUGUUCUUUGCUUAGAUGCUCUUAUAGUCCAUCUUUUCAUCUCAUUGGUCUUUCUAACGGUAAUCCACUGAGCUCAAACACAACGUUCCGGGAUGAGGAGCAUCCUCUUUCAUUGUGCCAGCAACUUAGCAAAAAGUUUCAGAACACUAAUCAUAGGCGGAGAAUCAGAGCAAUGUGUGCAUGCUACCUUGCUUCAACCUCCUUUUCCAGAAAGCAACCGAGAAAGCUGGAUGACCUUGGAAUCGCUAACCGGCGCCAUCACUUUUCAAAGCAUCUGACAGUUAAAAUGACCCGUGCUGACUACAGAUCUGAGGACUCUGAUAUUGGUGGAACGGGGGUGGACUCAUUUCUAUCAUCAGAGGGACCAAGUGAAGUUAUUAUAGGGAAACAUGUGGAGCAAAGAAAACCUUGGUGGGAGCAGUUUCCAAAGCGAUGGGUGAUAGUACUGCUUUGUUUUGCUGCAUUUCUGUUAUGCAACAUGGACAGAGUGAACAUGAGCAUUGCAAUACUUCCAAUGGCGCAGGAGUUUAACUGGAACAGUGCAACAGUUGGUCUCAUUCAGUCUUCAUUUUUCUGGGGCUAUCUGCUCACUCAGAUUGUCGGAGGUAUCUGGGCCGAUAAAAUUGGUGGGAAACUAGUAUUGGGUUUUGGAGUGAUCUGGUGGUCCAUUGCCACAGUUUUGACGCCGAUUGCUGCCAAAAUUGGUCUUCCUUUCUUACUUAUCAUGCGCGCCUUUAUGGGAAUUGGUGAGGGGGUCGCUAUGCCUGCUAUGAAUAAUAUGCUUUCCAAGUGGAUUCCUGUCUCUGAGAGAAGCAGAUCGCUUGCACUUGUAUACAGUGGCAUGUAUCUUGGUUCUGUCACAGGACUGGCUUUCUCUCCCGUUUUAAUCAAAAGCUUCGGGUGGCCAUCUGUAUUUUUUUCGUUUGGUUCCCUCGGAAGUAUCUGGUUUGCAUUAUGGCUGAGUAAGGCACACAGCUCACCUCAAGAAGAUCCAGAACUGAGUGCGGCCGAAAAAAGGUUUAUCUUGGGCAGCAGCAAUGCCAAAGAGCCUGUAACUGUCAUACCUUGGAAACUAAUUCUAUCAAAAGGCCCUGUUUGGGCUCUCAUCAUCUCCCACUUCUGCCAUAAUUGGGGAACCUUCAUUCUUCUGACAUGGAUGCCAACAUACUAUAAUCAGGUGUUGAAGUUCAACCUCACCGAGUCCGGACUACUAUGUGUAUUGCCAUGGUUGACCAUGGCUGUUUUUGCGAAUGUAGGAGGAUGGAUUGCAGACACCCUUGUGAGCAAAGGUCUCUCCAUAACUUCAGUUCGCAAGAUAAUGCAAACAAUUGGGUUCUUGGGGCCUGCCUUCUUCCUUACACAGCUGAGCCGUGUCCGGACACCUGGUUUGGCGGUGCUGUGCAUGGCAUGCAGUCAGGGAGCAGAUGCAUUCUCACAAUCUGGCCUUUACUCGAACCACCAAGACAUUGGGCCCCGUUAUGCUGGAGUAUUGUUGGGACUAUCCAACACUGCGGGAGUGCUUGCUGGUGUCUUUGGUACAGCUGCAACUGGAUUCAUUCUCCAAAAAGGAUCUUGGGAUGAUGUGUUUAAGGUAGCUGUUGUUUUGUACAUUAUCGGCACAUUAGUCUGGAACAUAUUUUCAACAGGAGAGAAGAUUCUGGACUAGGUAUACCAAGAGGGGGAGGGAUGAGAAGAGAUGAAGCAGUUAGAGAUGGGAGGAAUAUCAGAAUUUUAAACACAAAAGGAAGAUAUGUUUACCAUUUAUGGCUAAGAGAUCACCAUAUUCAAAGUUCUCUUACUAAAUCAUGAGGCUCUUAAUCCCCAACUCCUGACAAUUUUGCAGGUUGGCUCCAGGGCAUUGCUUCUAUUUCAUGUUUCUCAGCUAAAUUAGGAUUGUUAUGGGUAAUUUUUACCCGUUAAACUUCUCUUUGGCUCAUACAGUAUUCAAAGUACAUGCAAUCUGUAAGAAGGAAAUCUGAUACCAUCCUAACAUCUUUGAUACUCGAUUGGUGUAUUAUCAAGAGUACCUUACAAUUCACGUCUUGUUUCUUUGUUCA
Molecule: messenger RNA, 2372 nt
Organism: Rhododendron vialii
Lineage: Eukaryota; Viridiplantae; Streptophyta; Magnoliopsida; Ericales; Ericaceae
Product: ascorbate transporter, chloroplastic-like
Exons: 11
Coding region: 140-1981 (613 amino acids)
Biological process (GO): transmembrane transport
Molecular function (GO): transmembrane transporter activity
Source: RefSeq, a predicted model, not a curated record